AUGCUUGAUCGUGUUUGGGCUCAGACUCGCAUAUUGCGGUUUAACUGCGGUCAUAAUCAAGUACGCAGACUGUUCAUUUCAGCAAAUCGAGUUAGAGCCAAUCAGUUCACUUCUAGACUCAUUUUCCAACCUUCGUUUCCGCGCAGGACGAUAGCCUCUCGACGCGCCUUGCAAGAUCAAUUUGACAACCCAAAUCCCACCUCGAUCAACCCAGCAGAGCAUUGUGAAGAGAUCAUUGAUGAUUCAAGGCUUGCUCCCAAUAGUCCAAAUAGAUUGAUAUCGCCCGGUCCAUGUCUAUUUUGGGGUACUAGAUUGGUUCCUGAUGAAGCUCCAAGGACGCUGAAAACAUCUUUCGAAUUCCCGAAGUUAACGCCAGAAACAGGUUAUUACCUCACAUUUCUCGACAAAGUAGAAGGGCUGCCGGUGAAGGCCCAAUAUCCGCCGCAAAAUCCAAUGAAGGUCUCCAUACAGAUUUUGAGCACGCCUACGGCAGAUACGCCGGGCACGACACUCAUACUCCAUUUCAACGAGACGAGAUACUUGAUUGGCAAUAUCGCAGAAGGAACACAACGUAAUGUGAUCCAGAGGAAGGUCGGGUUAAUAAAGGUCGGAGAUAUCCUUUUGACUGGCAAUGUGGGAUGGGAAACAGCGGGUGGAUUGUUGGGCCUGAUAUUGACGGUCGCGGACUCGGCGGCAAGCUCUAUGCAACACAGACAAAAUCCAAGCGGAAAACAAUCGAAUAUGGGGGGAAAGCCUAAGAGUGCGGAGAGUACCCCGAAACCUAAAAGGAAUUCCUGGAUGAACAUCCAUGGCGGCAAGAACCUCACGCAUCUGCUUGCUACGGCGAGACGAUUUAUUUUUCGAAGGGGCAUGCCAUUACGAUUGAAUGAGUUCACUUCUAGAAAGGGGGGUAGGAAGGAUUGGGAGCCCAGUAUGCAGGAUGAUUUUGUCAACGUUUGGGCUAUGGUUGUUGAACCGGAAGUGACAAAUACUAGUAGCCCUAAGAAACGAACUCAUGAAGAAUUUUCUGGCAAUGACGAAGCUGUGCGACUUGGGGAGGCUGAUCUUCAAGAUGAGGAUAUCAAGACUCAGAUGAGACAGGCGGUAGUUGCUGAUAUGUUUGACUCAAACUGGAGAAUGGACGCACUCGUCGUUAAGAAGCUAUCCGAGGUGGCUCUCCCAGCCGCGAUAUUCGUACGGACAGAAGAGGGCAAAAUAGAGAAGUAUACUGGUCCAAUGCCAACCGAGGGAGAGGAUGUUCCCGACGUAGAUGUACUAGUCAGAAAUCCUUGGCCUGGAGCUCUGGUCGACAAGCUUCCUGAUGCAACGCCUGUUACAAGCUCCGUUUGCUAUCUCAUAAAAACCCACAUGCAGCGUGGCAAAUUCGACCCGAAGACUGCUAUAAAACUCGGUGUAAAACCAGGGCCUUUGUUUAGACAAUUGACGGAAGGGAACUCCGUCACAAUCGAAGAUGGCACCGUAGUUACUCCAGAUAUGGUGAUGGGCGCUUCUAGGAAAGGUUCGGGAUUUGCCGUCGUCGAGUUACCAACCGUGGCAUACAUUCAAACUCUGGUAAACAGAGAAGAAUGGUCUUCCGAGGAUCUGAUGGACGGGGUUCGUGCCAUCUUCUGGAUUCUCGGGCCCGGGGUUUUAGAGGAUGCGAGAAUACAGAAGUUUAUGCAAGAACACAAGGGAUGGGAGCAUAUUGUGUCUUCCAAGGACUGUUGCACAAACUACUUAGCUAUGGAAUCAGCGGCCUCUGCCGCUAUCAAACUCCAUAACAUCGACCCCGACCGAUUUCCGAUACCUCAUUUCAGUAAUGUGUUAGAAAAUCAAACUCAAGGCUCUCUACCUUAUGAAAUCGCCCGGCCAGGGCUAACCUUCGAUAUUGAGCCCAAAUUUUUGCGGCAUGAUGAGACUGUAGUCCCUUCCUUCAACAGCGAGAGCAUUGUUGAAGAGGCCAAGGAUGAUCUCACAGUUUCCGAAUUAGCCAGCAAAGCAAAAGCGGAAAUUGUCGACCCUGAAUACCUCUCUAUGCUUGAGGAGAAGCAGAAAGAUAUUCCCAGCAAAGAUGCCGAAGUUAUCACUCUGGGUACCGGCUCUGCAUUACCCUCAAAGUACCGAAAUGUAUCUGCGACACUUCUUCGUGUCCCUGGAUAUGGCAGUUACCUUCUUGACGCGGGAGAAAACACUCUCGGACAAAUAAAGAGAGUAUUUGGCGACGAGACCGCAGAAGUUCUUCGUGAUCUCAAGGCAAUCUGGAUCAGUCAUCUCCAUGCAGAUCAUCAUCUUGGAACUACUUCUAUCAUCAAAGCAUGGUCCCAAGAAACCGCGAAAGACGUGAAGCUUAAGAAUAACAGACUCUGUAUAAUCUCUCACGCCGGAAUGACAGAAUGGGUACGCGAGUACUCACAAAUGGAUGAUAUAGGCAUCGACCGUGUUGAGACCAUCACCGUAGCGAGCUCCAAACAGAAGUUCUUCAAAUAUACUAAUAAUUUCACUGAAAAGCAACAGCAGGAAACUGGCAUUAGCUCUAUCCAGGCCUGCUCCGUCUCUCACUGUCACGGUGCCGCUGCAGUGGCCAUCACAUUCCCCAACGGCUUCAAGGUCGCCUAUUCAGGUGACUGUCGACCCUCUGAUGAUUUCGCACGCAUUGGUCAAGGUGCCACUCUUCUCAUCCACGAAGCCACUUUCGACGAUGAGUUACGAAAUGAUGCGAUUGCCAAGAAACACUCCACCACCGGCGAGGCAUUGAUGAUCGGAAGAAAGAUGAACGCGCGCCGCAUCCUCCUGACCCAUUUCUCGCAACGAUAUCAGAAGAUUCCCGUCAUGGAUGCCGGCGACCGCGAUCAGAUUGCUAUCGUGGCUUUUGAUUAUAUGAGAGUUAAGAUUGGAGAUUUUGCAAAGGUGGAGAAGUUUAAGCCGGCGUUGAUGAAGCUUUAUGAAGAGGAGAUUCAGGAUAUGGAGGAGGAGGUGAGGUAA
Molecule: messenger RNA, 2982 nt
Organism: Glarea lozoyensis ATCC 20868
Lineage: Eukaryota; Fungi; Ascomycota; Leotiomycetes; Helotiales; Helotiaceae
Product: Metallo-hydrolase/oxidoreductase
Exons: 1
Coding region: 1-2982 (993 amino acids)
Biological process (GO): mitochondrial tRNA 3'-end processing
Cellular component (GO): mitochondrion
Molecular function (GO): 3'-tRNA processing endoribonuclease activity
Source: RefSeq, a predicted model, not a curated record